CCCCGCCCAGAGCAGUGCCGCUGCCCAAAUCUUCCCAGGCAGCUCAUCAAGGCACUUGCAGCUCUGGGUAGAGCCCCGGACCUGAGUGCCUGAGUGUCUGUGGGUCCGUCUGCCCAGCCAUCUGCUGGUGGCACCUCGCCCUCCUGCAGCCUCCCACUGUGAGCCCCACCUUGCAGAAGUUCUGCUGGCCUCCACAGCCCCGGAGCUCAGCAUGCAUCCCACAGGCUUCAGGAACUUCUUGCUGCUGGCGUCAUCCCUCCUCUUCGUGGGGCUGUCAGCUGUUCCUCAAAGCUUUUCGCCAUCUCUGAGAAGCGGGUCAGGUGCCACGUGCAGGCUGUCCCAGGCAGAGUCGGAGCGUCGGUGCCGGGCUCCCGGGCAGCCCCCGGGGGUUGCUCUGUGCCACGGCCGGGGCUGGUGCAACUGUGGGGUCUGCAUCUGUCACGCGAAGGAGCCGGGAGUGUACUUUGGUCCCUUGUGUGAAUGCCACGAGUGGGUGUGCGAGACCUACGACGGGAGAACCUGUGCAGGCCAUGGUAAGUGUGACUGUGGAAAGUGCAAAUGUGACAGAGGAUGGUCUGGGGAAGCUUGCCAGUACCCAACUAAUUGUGAACUGACAAAGAAAAAAAGUAACGAGAUGUGCAAGAAUUCUCAAGAUAUCAUCUGCUCUAAUGCAGGUACAUGUCACUGUGGCAGGUGUAAAUGUGAUAAUUCAGAUGGAAAUGGACUUGUUUAUGGUAAAUUUUGUGAGUGUGAUGACAGAGAGUGCAUAGAUGAUGAAACAGAAGAAAUAUGUGGAGGCCAUGGAAAGUGUUACUGUGGAAACUGUUACUGCGAGGCUGGUUGGCAUGGAGAUAAAUGUGAAUUCCAGUGCGAUAUCACUCCCUGGGAGAGCAAGAGAAGAUGCACAUCUCCAGAUGGCAAAAUCUGCAAUAACAGAGGGACUUGUGUGUGUGGUGAAUGUUCUUGUCAUGAUGUUGACCCAACUGGAGACUGGGGAGAUAUUCAUGGAGACACCUGUGAGUGUGAUGAAAGGGACUGUAGAGCUGUAUAUGACAGAUAUUCUGAUGACUUCUGUUCAGGUCAUGGACAAUGUAAUUGUGGAAGAUGUGACUGCAAAGCAGACUGGUAUGGGAAAAAGUGUGAGCAUCCACAUUCCUGCCCACUGUCACCCGAGGAGAGCAUCAAGAAGUGCCAAGGAAGCUCUGAUCUGCCUUGCUUUGGAAGGGGUAAAUGUGAAUGUGGAAAAUGCACUUGCUACCCCCCAGGAGAUCGCAGGGUAUAUGGGAAGACGUGUGAGUGUGACGAUCGCCGCUGUGAAGACCUCAACAGUGUAGUCUGUGGAGGCCAUGGCAUGUGUUCCUGUGGUCGCUGCAUUUGCGAGAGAGGAUGGUUUGGAAAGCUCUGCCAACAUCCCAGAAAGUGUAACAUGACAGAAGAACUGAGCAAGAGUCUAUGUGAAUCAGCAGAUGGCAUAGUGUGCUCAGGAAAGGGUUCUUGUCACUGUGGAAAGUGCAUUUGUUCUGCUGAAGAAUGGUAUAUUUCAGGAGAAUUCUGCGACUGUGAUGACAGAGACUGUGACAAACAUGAUGGUCUCAUUUGCACAGGGAAUGGAAUAUGUAGUUGUGGAAACUGUGAAUGCUGGGAUGGAUGGAAUGGAAAUGCCUGUGAAAUCUGGCUUGGCACAGACUAUCCUUAAUUAGAUGGAAGAGGACUGGAUUCUUAUUUUCAUAGGCCAUUAGAAAAUGCAAAUGCAGAGGAAACCAUAUAUAAUCACCACGAGGACAGGGCAAAGAGACUAUUGUAUGUUUUUGUAUUUCUGAAAGCGUGAAUGAAAUCUGGAUACUUAUUAACAAUGAGUAAAGCAAAAUCUUAUGUACAUAAUACCAGAAAUAAAUUUUUCUUUCACAGUUUACAUCAGUGGUUCUCAACAAGGACAACUCUGCCACCCAGAAAACAUUUAGCAAUGUCCACAGACAAUUUUGAUUGCCACGCUGGGUUGGAUGGAAGGGUGUGCUACAGGCAUCUAGUGGGUAGAAGCCAGGGAUGCUGCUAAACACAAUACAUGCACAAGACAUUCCCCCAUGACAAAGAAUUAUCUGACUUUAAGUGUCAAUAGUGCUGGAGUUGAGAAAUGCUGAAUUACAUGGUUGUUAGAAAUGCACAUCCUACACAACAAAGGCCAUUUUAGAAUAUAAGAAAACUAUACAUCCUCACAUAAAUCUGUCGAACGUAUUUUUCCAGGAUUCUAUAUCACUCAGUAUUUCCAUAUGGAGACAAUGAAGACAAACACACAUGAAGUAUAAUGUUGGACCAGGUGGGAUGCAGAGGCAAGAUCAUUAGUACUUUUGAAAAGAUAAUGGCUAUUUUUAGUCAUUAAGACAUUUGUGUAAUCUCACUUUAAACUCACAAAAGAUUGUUUAAAGAUAAAAAUUAUGAAAAUGUACAAUUUAACAUUUUAAAUAAAUAGUGACACAAGUCAUUUACACUGUGUCAUAUGUAUUUUAACAACUGAUGAUUAACAAAAAUGAGUUAUUCAAAAGCAUCCAUUUUUAUUACUAAAAUAUUUUUUUUAACUGGGCAUGGGUUACAUGUAUAAGAAAUCUGAUUUUCCACUAAUUAAGUUACUCCAUGGUAAAUUGCUUUUUGAAAAGACAAUAUCUAUAAUAGACCAAAAAUCUGUAUUUCUUUCUCUUAAAAUACUCUCUUACUUCUAAGUACACAUUACUUAUUGAAAUAUCAAGGUCAUGCACAAAAAUCAAGAACAGAUGCCAUAAUAAUAAUAUGGCACCAGUCUCAAAAGCUCAGAGAAUAAAAAGAAAAAUCUAGAAAUGGUUUAAAUAGAAAUUACAAAUAAUCACAAUGAUGGGAACAAAAUGUUUAUUUUUAUGAUGAAAUUUUGCUCUGUAUGAAAUUUACAUUGGAUUAUAAAAAUGUACAAUUUGGACUUCCCUUACAUAUUUGCAGUUAAAUCUACUAACACACAUUAGUUUAGACAGCCUUUAAUUAUUUAGGGCUAAAAAAGACACACAUUUUCUCUAAAUGUGAAUUAUAUUGUGUAAAAUCCUAUAAUUAAUAAAAUCAUUUUCAUAUUG
Messenger RNA from Artibeus jamaicensis (Jamaican fruit-eating bat), 3092 nucleotides. RefSeq names its product integrin subunit beta like 1 (gene ITGBL1). Gene Ontology annotation, biological process: integrin-mediated signaling pathway; cell adhesion mediated by integrin; cell migration. The transcript is spliced from 11 exons. The coding region runs from base 212 to 1696 and encodes 494 amino acids. Gene Ontology annotation, molecular function: integrin binding. The record is from RefSeq and is a predicted model, not a curated record. Lineage: Eukaryota; Metazoa; Chordata; Mammalia; Chiroptera; Phyllostomidae. Gene Ontology annotation, cellular component: cell surface; focal adhesion; integrin complex.